CAUCUCUGAGUCCGACCUGUCCGGGAGCUGAACCGCGGUUAUCCUCCUGCUGCUGGCUGGAAGGAAUCGUGGAGACAGUGUGAGUGAUGAUGGUACGUGGGAGGUUUUACGCACAGAAGACAGGGUGCGGCACUAUAAACGUGUGGUGUAAAUAUCAGCCCUCAGUAAAUCCUGAUCCUAGCAGCACUUCCUGGCUGCGGUAUCUGGGUUUGUUCUGUCAUUUUAUUCUCCACUUUUAGAGACUCUGGCUGCAACAUUUAUUCUGAAACUCCACACCGGAAACGCGUCCUGAGCUCCAGCCGCUUCAUCCGUACGUCUGUCCGGUGGGGAGCGCACACCGGUACCGGCUGCAGGCUGGAAGGACGCCGCCGCCUCGAGCUUUUAUCCCGAUUUAUUCCGCUCCUGUGCGUCUGUUUGAAAAUGGUAGAAAUCCUCGGAGCGCAUUGAGAGAUUUUACCCUGAAGAUGCUCACAGACAUGAUCGUGGAGGAGGAAUUUGAGAUCAAGGAAGAGGAACCGUGGUACGACAAGCAAGACCUUGAACAUGACCUGCAGCUGGCCGCCCAGCUGGGCAAGACGCUGCUGGAGAGGAACCGGGAGCUGGAGCAGGGCCUGCAGCAGAUGUACUCCACCAACCAGGAGCAGCUGCAGGAGAUCGAGUACCUGACGAAGCAGGUGGAUCUCCUCCGUCAGGUCAACGACCAGCAUGCUAAAGUGUACGAGCAGCUCGACGUCUCGGCCCGAGAGCUGGAGCAGGGCAACCACAAACUGGUUGUGGACAACAGGACGGCCCAGCAGAAGAUCCAUGGGCUGACAGAAACGGUGGAGCUGCUGCAGACGCAGGUGGAGGAGCUUCAGCAUCAGGUGGAGGAGCUGAAGCUGAGUCCAUGUCAGCCUCAGAGGCCUCCGAGCAGAGAGAAGUUUCCUCAGAGUGUUUCCUGUCUGCACGAGCUGCAAAACACACUCAGGUACGGCUGGGAUGCAGACGAACCCUCAGACGACCUCGAGUCCUCUGCAGCGUUGUGGCAUGAAGAGGAGCAGGCAUCGCUGCGACAGUCGCUUCAUUCUCUGCAGACUCAGUUUGCUACUGAGCGCGCUCGGAGGCAGGAGGCGGAGCGAGAGGCGGAACUCCUUGCUGGAGAAAAUGCAAUGUUGGAGCAGCAGCUGGCAGGGAUGGAGGGAUAUCAGGCCCGAGUGUCUGAGCUGGAACGAGAAGCUGAGGAGCUUCGUCAACUCUGGAAGUCGGAGUCGUCUACAAGAUCCAGCAGACCGGAUGUCUGCCUGCUGCCCCACUCGAUGUUCCUGAACCCGGAGGAUGAACACGACAGGGAGGCACCUAAAAGCCCCUCCGUCCUGAAGCGCUGGGGCAGCGAGCGGCUCAUGAAGGCCACGCAGAUGCCCGACUCCCCCAGCAGGAUCUACGACCACGAGUGCUCUUGCGUGCGACGGGCUGAGGUGGUGAAGUAUCGCGGGAUCUCGCUGCUCAACGAGGUGGACGCCCAGUACAGUGCCUUGCAGGUGAAGUACAACGAGCUGCUGCGACGCUGCCACCUGGGCCUGCAGGAUGACGAGCAGGACAGCCAGAGCCACAAGUCUGUCCAGACUGCAUCCCUCGUCGCAUCUUGUCCUGCUCUGACGGACCUGGAGGACUUUGAGGAUGACUUUCACCAGCCGGAGUACAAAGAACUCUUUAGGGAAAUCUUCUCCCGCAUUCAGAAAACCAAAGAAGACCUGAAUGAAAAUAGGGGGAGGCCCUCAGCUGGUGAAGUGCUGCAUUAGUUGCAUUAGAAAACAAAAAAAGACCAGCUGAGAGAUUAGUUAUUGUCUUCCAGUUAUGUAGUGACUCUUUGGAAAUACUUCUAUUUUCCCAGAAAUGGGUUCAGAGAUGAGAGUGAUGGAGGAAUAAGAGGGCUAAACACCACCAGCUCAGAUGUGGCUCAUUUUGCACAGAAACACCAGUGCCUCAGUAACGCCGCCAUCUCUACUGGACAAUCACUCUACCUCACUCUGUUCGCAAACAGGAAACAUUUCUGAGGAGCAAUCCCACUUCUUCUCAUAAGCUGGAAACACUUUAUUUUAUGGGUCCCAUAAUUUCAGAGAAGGGAAUUGAUGCAUGAAUGUAAAAUCGCAGAAAGGUUCCUGGUAAAGGUGUUGUUUGGUUCUAAUUAUAGGAAAUAUGGAGCCAAUGUUGACCUAAAAAGUCAGUUUAAUGUGCAAAAAAUGCGAUGGUGUCUAAAUUGAAUUAAUCCAACAAUGCAAUAUGUAAUCAACUUUGCUCAAACUGAAUGUCUGUCAUUCGAGUGAAAACCAACUAGAAAUCCUUCAUGGAUGCAACCAGCGAUUCUUCUUCUGCCAUAGAUUUUUAUCAGGGUUUAGUCUAUUAAAACAAAGAUGACAUCCAACUGACUUUCCAAAACCCAGUUGUGCUGUUUAUUGCCAUAGAACACUGAGAAAACCAGCAAAUAUACAUAUUCAAGAAGCUGUAAUGUCUUAAAUGACAUAAACAUUAACAUUUUGGCACAUUUAAGGUUGAGGCAAUGAACUUAUUUAUGUAUUCAGGUGUUAAAGAGCAACAUAAGCAUUAAUUUGGAGUCAUGUUUGUGUCCACCUGAUUACUGUAGGUCCAAUAUUGUCUCUCUUUUAGCUCCAUUUUUGGUCUCCUCCACUUGCUGACAUGCUAAAUGCUCCAGUAGCUACUCACUAAGGGUGUUUAUCCGUCGUUUGUUGCCCAGCAUGUUGCGUAUUGUUGGUAUUUAAAGCUUUGUUUUUGCUGAAAACAAUGCUAUUAGAGCAGCAAGAGGGAAACAAAAAAGUUCUUGGCCAGGUAUCUCAGUUAAAGUCGCUUAUAAAAUCAACUCAUAUCUCCAUUUUUCUUAAAUUGUUCCUGAACUACAAGCUUUCCAGGAAUCUUGAGAAAACUAUCAGGGAAUUAUGGGCCUGUAAAAUAGAAUUUAAUCACUGUAUCUGCUGCUUGUUUUGUUUAUGUGAAGAAUUUGUAAUUUAUUUUUUUCUUCUUUGCAACUAUAGAAAAUAACAUACAUUUCUUGGUGAUAGUUCUGCCUGCGCCUAUAAGAGCAACCGAUGUACGGUUGACCAGCUUAGUAUGCAACGUUAUAUUGGUGGAGUUUUUAUCAAGUCGGUGAUUCAAGGUGCUGAAAUAUGUUAGAAUUUUUUUCUUGUAAUUGUCACAUAUCUUUCUGAAAUUAUUCUUAUUAUUACACAUGAUUAUUGUAUGGUAGGUUAGGCUGCUGAGUGAAUGUUGCAGUAAAAGGACAAAAUAAUACCUGUACUUGAAAAUAGAAGCUUUUCCUAGCAGCAUUUGUGUUGCUUUUCGCUGCCUGAUGUUUGUCCUUGUCAAGUUUAAAGACUGUGCACAUGCUUUGUUUGUAGACGUCUGUAAAAUCACAUUAAGAUGCACUUUAGAAUUGCACAUUAUCAACGUUCUUCUGACACUUUAUAUCUCCGCUGUAUGUAGUUCAUGCAAGUGUGAUGCUUUUCCUCUUCCAAUCCUGAAUAAUCUGCAGUAUGUUUGUGUUUUUACUUGUUUCAUGACUGGACCUCGUGGUUUAAUGUUACUGCUGUGAGCCAUAAAACAUGAAGCAAGCUGA
Amphiprion ocellaris (clown anemonefish) is the source of this 3607-nucleotide messenger RNA. Its product is annotated as cerebellar degeneration-related protein 2-like. Lineage: Eukaryota; Metazoa; Chordata; Actinopteri; Pomacentridae. The transcript has 7 exons. The record is from RefSeq and is a predicted model, not a curated record. The coding region runs from base 465 to 1778 and encodes 437 amino acids.